This is a messenger RNA of Volvox carteri f. nagariensis, 561 nucleotides long. RefSeq lists its product as uncharacterized. Lineage: Eukaryota; Viridiplantae; Chlorophyta; Chlorophyceae; Chlamydomonadales; Volvocaceae. The coding region runs from base 1 to 561 and encodes 186 amino acids. The transcript has 2 exons. The record is from RefSeq and is a predicted model, not a curated record.
AUGGUGUUGGAUUGUAAGUUGCCCAAGUACGUUUGCGAGGAAGAGAAUGUGGCCAGGCUGGAGAGGAAACAGCCGGCAACACUCCUGUCCCCCGCCACCCCCAAUGCCACCGCCAACCCGCAACGGAAGCGCACCAAGUCCACCAAUAAGAUCGAUGCCGUUGGUGUCCCCCCGGGGUUUGAGCGGCCUCAUAUUCCCAACGAGGACAUUGUUUGGCUGACUGACGCUUGUGGUGGUGAUUUCAAGAGCUGGGCCUAUGCACUUCAGGGCUCGACGACGGUCAUCUGCUUUUUUUGCGACACGCAUAAGGAGAGUAACGCCACCAUUUUCCGCACGAACUGGGAUCGCUCAGCUUACACCCGGCACGAGGCCUCCCACUCCCACAAAGCGGCUGUAGACCAGUACACACAGGAUCAGCAGCAACAGCAAACUGACAAGCACCUGGCCAUGACCGAGGUUGCCGACAAUCCCUUGUUGGCUCUGUUUUGUGGCGCAUACAUGGUCCUGUACCAAGCCAUGCCUUUCACUCACUUCCCGACGAUCUGUGAAUACAUGGACUAG